This is a messenger RNA of Saccostrea echinata, 1501 nucleotides long. Its product is annotated as large neutral amino acids transporter small subunit 1-like. Gene Ontology annotation, biological process: amino acid transmembrane transport. Gene Ontology annotation, molecular function: L-amino acid transmembrane transporter activity. The transcript is spliced from 12 exons. NCBI's taxonomy places the organism in Eukaryota, Metazoa, Mollusca, Bivalvia, Ostreida, Ostreidae. Gene Ontology annotation, cellular component: membrane. Bases 56 to 1495 code for a protein of 479 amino acids. The record is from RefSeq and is a predicted model, not a curated record.
UCCGGUGGCAAGGAGGCUCUGUUCAGAAGCGUGAGUGCUCCGGUUGUGUGGAGAGAUGGCGAAAGAGGAUAGUGUAUCAAUAGAGAGAGAUUCUGACGAUGGAGUACAACUCAAGAGAAGGAUCACCCUUUUCAAUGGUGUCGCAAUUAUUGUUGGUUCAAUCGUGGGAUCAGGAAUUUUUGUGACUCCAAAAGGUGUUUUGGAAAGCGCAGGGUCGGUGGGCUUGUCCCUGGUGGUAUGGACAGGGUGUGGUUUCUUGUCAUUAGUUGGAGCGGUAUGUUAUGCUGAAUUGGGGACCACCAUCACUCGAUCAGGUGGUGACUAUAUCUACAUCCUCGAGGCGUUUGGUCCAUGUAUGGCCUUUCUUCAGCUGUGGGGUAACUUAAUUAUAAUCCGUCCCACUGCUCAAGCUGUUGUUGCCCUCACAUUUGCCAACUAUGUCCUUCAACCUAUUUUCCCUUACUGCGAGUCUCCAGUCAUGGCUAAGAAGCUGUUUGCUGCGCUGUGCAUCAGUAUAUUGACCUUUGUGAACUUGAUCAGUGUGAGAGCAGCAACAAGAAUCCAAGAUCUCUUCACCAUCGCUAAAAUCCUCGCCCUCAUCAUCAUCACCAUCACAGGCUUCGUUCUCAUUGGACAAGGGGAAGUGGAAUAUUUCCAAGAUGCAUUUCAGAAUACAAAUACAGAUGUUGGACAGAUAUCUCUGGCCUUCUAUUCUGGCUUGUUUGCUUAUGCUGGAUGGAACUUUUUGAACUUUGUUACAGAAGAAAUGAUUGAUCCUUUCAAGAACCUGCCGCGAGCCAUCUACAUCUCCAUUCCUAUUGUCACUCUUGUUUAUGUGUUUGCCAAUGUUGCUUAUUUAACUAUCAUCUCCCCAUCAGAAAUGCUGGCAUCGGAGGCAGUGGCUGUCACCUUUGGUGAUAAGGUGUUUGGAGUUAUGAACUGGAUUGUACCCGUGUUUGUAUCUCUCUCCACAUUUGGAGGUGUCAAUGGCCUGCUCUUCACUUCUGGAAGAUUGUUUUUUGUUGGAGCCAGAGAAGGACAUCUUCCAGAAUUUUUCUCCAUGAUUCAUACCAAGAAAUACACUCCCCUCCCAGCUAUGUUGUUCACAGGAGGAAUGUCCUUGGUCUACCUGAUAUCUGAUGACAUUUUUAUUCUCAUCAACUAUAUGAGUUUUGUCCAGUGGUGGUCAGUCGGAAUGUCCAUUCUGGCCCUUAUCUACUUAAGGGUGACAAAGCCAGAGUUGGAGAGGCCUAUCAAAUUCCCACUGAUCAUCCCCAUUUUCUUCCUCUUAUGUGUGUUAUUUUUACUGGUUCUCCCACUGACAGUGGAACCAGAAUCAACAGGGAUGGCACUAGUCAUGAUUCUGGUGGGGUUACCAGUUUAUGUGAUCUUUGUCAAAUGGACAAAGAAACCUAAGUCCUGGAGACAAUUCUUUGCCAAGCUUACCAUAUUGGGACAGAAAGUGUGCAGUGUUGUUCCCGAGAAGGAGUCGUGAUUCCAC